AUGUCUCAAAAAUUCUUCGCCUCUUUUCGUCAUAUCUCUCAGGCUACUUUCGCUACUCCGCUCGAAAAAAUUCAAAUUACAUUCAAACCUUAUCGGUAUUUUCCUUCAAGGCUUUAUUCUACCCCCCAGAUAAAGCCAAAUUUAAAAUUAUUGUCCCAAUUACGUCAAGAAACCCAAGUUAGCAUUAUUAAGGCGAAAGAAGCGUUAAUAAAACAUAAUAAUGAUUAUGAUAAGGCGAUAGCCUGGUUAUUGGAAGAUUCAAAAAAUAGCGGUGUGGCGAAAGCGCAUAAGCUGAAAGAAAGAAUAACCAAAGAAGGGCUGGUUGGUGUUGUGGUUACAAAAUUUGGUGAGAGGUUUGGAGAGGAAAGGAUUCUGAAUGGAAGUCGAGGAGCUAUCGUUGAGGUAAAUUGCGAAACAGAUUUCGUUUCACGUAAUUCUCUGUUUCGGCAGUUUGUGACUCAGAUAGCUUCAACCUGUCUACUCCUUUCUUCUAAAACCUCUUCAACUUCAAUGAUUCAACCGAUUUCACCCAAAACUCUUCUUUCAACCCCACUUUUACCUUAUCCCUUGUCAAACUCCACCAUGCCAGUAACAAACCCUUUAACACCACCUACAGUACACGAAUCGCUCGUGGGAUUAAUUGGCAAGUUAGGUGAAAACAUUAGUUUGCGUAGAGCAGAAAUUGUGAAUUUUGGUGACGAAGGAAAUAAUUUACUCGCCCUUGAUGGUCAAAAAAUCUCGGAUAGAAUCUUAGUCACCGGCGGAUAUGUGCAUGGUGGUAUUGACGGUGAUCCUUAUACUGGAAAAAUUGGUGGUUUGGUUUUGAUUGAAGUUAUUGGAUUAAAAGCUCAUGAUCAAUCAAAACGAUUGGAUCUUAUCGAAAAGAUCAACAAGCUAUCAAGAAAUAUAGCGAUGCAAGUAGUUGGAUUUAACCCUAAGAUAAUUGAUAAAAAGAAUAUUUUGAAUGGAAAUGAUAAAAACAUUGAAGAUGACGAAAUACUAUUGAAUCAAGAUUUUAUGAUUGGCGGCGGUAGCGUGGAACAAGUAUUGGUAAAUUUUGAAAAAGAAUCUGGCAUAAAAAUCAAUAUUUUGGAAUUCCAAAGAUGGGAAAAUGGUGAAGAAGCUGAGAAUGUGGAUGAUUUAGGAUUUGUUAAUGAAACAGUAGACGCAGCUGGAUUAUCAAAUUUUAGAAAAUUAUUUCGCAUCUUAAAAUUAAGCUAA
Messenger RNA from Acaulospora morrowiae, 1221 nucleotides. The record is from the annotation of a GenBank genome assembly. NCBI's taxonomy places the organism in Eukaryota, Fungi, Glomeromycota, Glomeromycetes, Diversisporales, Acaulosporaceae.